ACACGUAACGUGAGUCCUUAUAUGCUUUGCGUGGCGGUUCACCGCUUAAAAGUAAAACCUGUUAGAAAAGAAAACACAAAAGAUGAGUUCCCAGAAGAACAAUGACACCAGCUACCCACCUUCGGAGCCGAAACCCUGCGCCAACAACUGCGGUUUCUUUGGCACUCCCGAGAACCUAAACCUCUGCUCCCAAUGCUACAUGGAGCUUUGCAUCGAGGAGGAGUUCGAAGACCUAGACUCCAUAUACGGCAAUGUUGUCAUGGCGCUUCCUGCGCCCAAGCCAUCCUCACCGGUGAUGGGCUUGGUUGGACCGUCCACUUCGUCCAAACCGGUAAAUCGGUGCUCCAUUUGCAAUAAGAAGGUGGGGUUGACGGGGUUUGUGUGUAAGUGUGGGAGUACUUUCUGUGGGACGCAUCGUUAUCCAGAAGAGCACCAGUGCAGUUAUGACUUCAAGGCUGCCGGAAAGGAAGAGAUUUCCCAGGCGAAUCCAGUUGUGAAGUCUGACAAGGUCAAAAGGAUUUAGGUUCUGCUUGGAUUGCUGAGUGACUCAUAUACUGCAUGUUCCUGGUUCUUAAUUUUAAGACCGAUGAUUCUCUCUAUUUAGUAUCUAUGUCGUGUUUAAAUAAUUUCAACUUCAAAUCUAUGAAAUUUUAUUAGCCAUUUAGUGUAGUUUAUUCGAAUUUUACUAUUAAAAGUAGAAUCUUACAUCUUGUUUGUGAUUUAA
This is a messenger RNA of Cajanus cajan (pigeon pea), 724 nucleotides long. Its product is annotated as zinc finger A20 and AN1 domain-containing stress-associated protein 7. Gene Ontology annotation, molecular function: DNA binding; zinc ion binding. Lineage: Eukaryota; Viridiplantae; Streptophyta; Magnoliopsida; Fabales; Fabaceae. Gene Ontology annotation, biological process: proteasome-mediated ubiquitin-dependent protein catabolic process. The record is from RefSeq and is a predicted model, not a curated record.